Messenger RNA from Colias croceus (clouded yellow), 3613 nucleotides. RefSeq names its product breast cancer anti-estrogen resistance protein 3 homolog. Lineage: Eukaryota; Metazoa; Arthropoda; Insecta; Lepidoptera; Pieridae. The transcript is spliced from 6 exons. Bases 1046 to 2959 code for a protein of 637 amino acids. Gene Ontology annotation, molecular function: guanyl-nucleotide exchange factor activity; phosphotyrosine residue binding. The record is from RefSeq and is a predicted model, not a curated record. Gene Ontology annotation, biological process: positive regulation of peptidyl-serine phosphorylation; small GTPase-mediated signal transduction.
GUUGCACUUUUGCACCUCAGCAUAGACAAUAAUAUUUUUUUAAUAGCAAAGACUAGCUGUUGUGACUUACCUUGAUCGGAGGGUUAAGGUAAGUCAAAUCAAACAGUUAUUUUACCAAGCUAAAUCUUUUCGUGUUUUUAGUGACUGUUGAAAAUAUUUAAUAUCGUAUAUUUAAAAGUUUCAAUAUAUUUCAUAGUGAUAAUUUGAAAAAUUCGUAACAAGUCUCUCUCUAUUUGAGUCACUUGGUAAAUUUAAGUUGAGUCAAAUAAAGCAAGUAUUUUUUACAAAGUAAAUCCAUUAAUAGUUUGUUACUGUUGAAAAUAUUUAAUGUUAUAUAUUUAUAAAUUACAAAGUAUAAACAAUAAUUCGAAAAAGCUCGUAGCAAAAGUCCCCUAUUCGAGUACCAAGUACCAACAUGCGAAAAUGGGGCGACGCGCUUUUAUUGAUUUUCUAAUAUUUCCGUUCUCACCCCUGCGCGAGUUUUGCCACCGGUGUGUCAAGCUUUAAACGAAAGUGUUAAACAUAGUAAGGCAUAACAUAAGUUACAAAAUGGUAAGUUAUCAGUGCAAAACUUAAGUAGCUUUCUUGUAGGGUAGUUGUAAAAAUGACACGCAUGCAAAUGGAAUUUAAAAACUCUAUGCUCUGCCAAAAUUUUAUUCAAAUACUGCUAGCUUUGAUGAACCAACACAACAGUUUAACAAUAGCCUGAUUUUAAUCAAUCAGUUUCUACGCAAUGUUUAGUUUUUAUAUGUAUUUUUGUGAUAUAAAUCAGGUGUGACUAGAUACUACUCACCUAUGUGGCUAAUUGAAACUGACUAUUCAGUUUUCCUUAUGACUUUCUUUUGCGUGUGAAUAAUGAAAUAUGUUACGCUGCGAAUUUUUUCAUAAUAUUAUAAUUAAAUCAGUAGAUAAUUUAAAACUUUUGGCGAAUCGACUACUUAUGUUAUAGAUAUUAUGUAUUAUACUAUUAAAUGUUAAUGAAUAUUAAAUGUUAACGAAUAAUUUAUAAUUCAGCAAUUAAUUUUCUCUCCAGGAUACGAGUGCCAUGAGCACAUCUGGUCUGCUAGAGUGGGAACUGUCUCUGCCUUCAGACCAAAUUAUUUCACACGCAUGGUACCAUGGCGCUCUCAGUCGAACAGCUGCUGAAAAUUUAUUGCAACAGGAUCGAGAAUUCCUAGUCAGGGAUUCCUCUUCACAACCCGAUAAUUUUGUACUCAGUUGUCGUUCAAAUGGUCAACAUUUACAUUUUGUUAUUCAACGCAUUGUUGUUCAUCCAGAAACAGUUUAUGAACGAUAUCAAUACCAGUUUGAAGACGAAGCCUAUGACACUGUAGCUGAUCUAAUUACUUCUUAUGUUGGGUCAGGAAAACCCAUAUCCGCCGCUUCCGGUGCAAGGAUUCAAUACCCAGCUAACAGAAUGAUGCCUUUGACAUCGUAUAUCACUGGAGAUGAAUCGAAUCCUAUAAUAUCACCAGCCGGAGAAAGCAAUUAUGGCAAUCCAUACAGUCUAUACAGUCAUUUUGCAGCAAAACCAGGAAUGCAACUUAGAGUGCCUUUCAAAAAACAACGCUCACACUCGCUAACACCAAUAGAUAUGACGCAGCAUGUAAAUCAUGGAAAGAGCGCAAGCGCCGAUGGAGUUAUACAGACGAACAAGCAUUUAAAUAAAUUUUCCAGUGAAUCGUGUUCCAAUUCAAAUACUUGGGACGCCAAUCUUCCCACGAGUCCACCGGCUAAACCGGCGAGAUACGAUGGCCCAAAAGCCGACGAGAGGCGUUUAGAAUUACAAAGACUGUACCACGUAUCUGGAUCAGAUUCUGGAAAUGGAUCUGGUGAUUCCACGCAAAGCUCAGCCCACAGUGAUCCCAAUAAAUCAAGAGUAGAGUCGGAUUACAAUUUAAUAACGCCCACAUUAAAACAACAAUUUGAUUACGACUUGACAGAGGCUAAAUUGUUGCAAAUGGAAAACUUAGAUUACACGGUUGAAUCAAGGAUCAAUCUAGAGAACUUCCAAUCGCAAAUAAUUCCGCCAAGCCUAAAUAAACCCUUGGAAUCGGAAACCUUACACACGAUAAAGUUACUUCUGAGAACUUCUGGACCUCGUAUUUUAGCAAAUCAUUUAACGAAAAUUGAUUUGCUUUUUUUGUUAGACGAAGCAGUUCAAAUUGAUGGACUAGACAAAACCGCAUCUGGUUUGGAACUAUGCUUCUUGCCACAAGGAAGAAAUUUGCGUUUAGAUAUUAUAGAACGAAUUGAAACGUUUCGUCUCCUCAUUGCUGUUACCAUUUUAACGUGUCAGACGGAUCGACAAAGGGCUGACAUAAUCAAUGAUUGGAUACUUUUAGCAAUCGAAACAAAAACAGCUUUAGGGAAUUUAUAUGGAUUUUCAGCCAUUAUGUUUGGACUAUGCAUGCCUCAGGUGGAAUGUCUUGAAAAUGCUUGGAAUAUUCUUCGACGAGUUUACACCGACAAUGCAUUUAUGUUCGAAGCAAAAUUACGACCUUGCUUUAAGAGCAUGAAUGAAGGGACAAAUCCUCUUCCUCCCAACACGACCACACCAUAUGUGAUACCGCCUAUUCUAUGCUUCCAUAUAUUCGAUGGAGACGGUGGAGCGCUCUUGCAAGCAGACGACACUUUUCCCGGUAGUCUCAUUAAUAACUUAGAAUUCGAUUUCAACGCAACAGCAGCUCACCUCGAGGCAGCCAGACAUUAUCCUGAUCAAGUGGAAAUGUUCAAGAGAAACGCUCGAACAGUGGUCCAGGAAAUGUCUUCCCUGGGCUCAACUUUGGAUCCCUCUUUACUAGAGCUGUUCCGUACAGAGUUCCAUAUUAAUUUCUUAUGGGGCGAAAGAGGUGCCUUAACUACUCCUAAUCAGAGAUUUGCACGGUUAACUGAUAUAUUGUCUACUAUGGCGACCAAACUGGUCGGCCACGCACCAGAUCCUGAUGAUGUUGUUUAAUUAUUAUCAAAGAUUGCUAAAUAUAUUUAAUAAUGGGCAUCUUAGAGCCAUCUUACAUCUAAGUUGGAUGAAAACUCUUAAAAACGCAAGGAAGAUGCUUCUGAUUUAUUAAGAGCUAUGUUUAGUUAUUAUUGAACAAUUAUAUAGCUACAUUGUAUACUUAGAUUUAAUUUAAUUAAGUAAAUUAGCAUUAUUCAUUCUUUGAUCAAAUGCAAUAAUUUUUGGAGACCUGAAUCUCUAUUUUAACCAAUUUUUUUCUUACACUGCCAACAUAUUGUGACUUAUUUAUUUAACCAAUAGUAAUAAACGCGAUUAUACAGAAUUAAAUAAAUUUUACACAUAAUUGAUAUUAUAAUAAUUAAAUCGUUGAAUAGAAUAGCAGUAUAAGUAACUUUCAUAUUUAUUAUAAUUGACUUCCAAUUGACUGUUUUUUAUUUGAAAAACGAGUAGGUUGUUAUUUGUCAAUAUAGUGGUUAUAUAAGAAACACUCCAUUUACUCAGUAGGUACGAAUUAUAUAUAGAGGAAAACUAAGGAUUAAAAUAUUAUAUACUCCUACUUUUUUAUUGUACCCAUCAGUAGCGAUUAUGAUAAAUUAUUUUUACCGUUUGUUAUACCUUUUUUAUUAAAUAAACGCAGAAAUAUAACAGUAUUAA